This is a messenger RNA of Desarmillaria tabescens, 2085 nucleotides long. RefSeq names its product P-loop containing nucleoside triphosphate hydrolase protein. Bases 1 to 2085 code for a protein of 694 amino acids. Gene Ontology annotation, molecular function: ATP hydrolysis activity; ATP binding; ABC-type oligopeptide transporter activity. The record is from RefSeq and is a predicted model, not a curated record. The transcript is spliced from 12 exons. Lineage: Eukaryota; Fungi; Basidiomycota; Agaricomycetes; Agaricales; Physalacriaceae.
AUGCCUGUGGAUUGGAACUCUGUGGCUCCUCUUCACGCUUUAGUUAGCAUUCUCGGAAUGAAGAAAAGUACAGAAAAGCCCCCACAGGUAGAGAGGUUCGAGCGAGGAAUCUGGAAGAUUUGUAUGGUCAGGAACCCCACCGGCCGGCAGAGUGUCCUGCAAAACUGGAAGGACGUAAUAGCAGCCAUGCCAUUGUUGAAGCGACUCAUUCUCGAAGUAUACGCUUUGGAUCCGUUGCUAACCAUCGUAUACGUGUUGGGAAGAGUGCUUUCUGCUAUCGAGACCGCAAUUCCACUUUAUUUAUCGAGCCGUCUUUUGAAGAUUAUCGAGGAUGGCUUGCGCAAAGGAAGGCCUAACACUUUUGCCAUUUUGAAAGCACUCUCAGUUCGCUUGAUCUUUCAUAUCGCCUCUACAAUCUCGACGCGAGCUAUCGACCGGGCUUUCCCAAGGCUCCAGGCCCAGGUACAGAAUCAUUUCCAGUUAUACCUGAUGCAAGGCAAGAAUUUAUCUAUCCUGGCUCAAUUAUACACUGAUGUUGCUACUUCUCAAGAAACGCAUUCGUAUGUUGCCGCAGAGGAUGGCUGGAACACUUUUGUUGGCGCUAUCCAAUUUGGUUCAUUAAUAGUAAGAGCGUGGAGCCAGUUCGCCGUUGUUGCCUCUUCCUCUGGUGCUAAGACUUCACGCGUCUUCGCUCUGCUGUGCUUCGUCAAACCAGUCAUCAAGACCUUAGCCGCGGAACCGAUGUGGCACAGAGAACCACACAUCGCUUACACAGAGAAUGAAUCCUAUAAGAGACUCUUUGCGUUGCGCACCAUGUCCUCAGAAGCUUAUCGAUCUGAGAUCGUUGGAGGAGAUUUAGCGAACUACAUAAUUGCUCAGUAUAAAAAAUCCCUUGAUGUGCUUGGGGAUUUGGCUUCGGAGACGUCUCUGUCCGCUCAUUAUCACAGACGGGUGACCUUGACUUCACCUCGCGACAUCAUUAAUCAACUGUUAGGUUUCUUUCCAACCAUAUAUUCCACAUUCUGUGCGAUCCUAGACCCCCAAUUUUCGAUGUCUUCGAUAGCAAUCAUGCAGCAGACAUCAGAAUCAUUUGAACGAUCAAUGGACUACCUCAUACUCAACGUUCGUUACUUUUCAGACGAAUGCCAGACAUUAAAGGAGUUAUACGAGGCGGGGAAGAUAAAAAAUCAACUCAAAGAAGGUACUGUCAACUAUCCUCGUUCAGAAGAGGAAAAGGCGAAGGGAAUGUCCUUCGAAAUUCGUGACUUAUCUUUUUCAUAUCCGGGUAGCCAGAGCGUCAAACCUGCGAUCUGCAAUCUAUCCCUGACUAUCAAAUCUGGUCAAUUGCGGGAAAUCCACGAUCCUCAAAAGUCCUCGCCCGUAUAUAUGACCCGACGUCACCCUGAAGAGUCGAUCCUUGUCGACGGUUUACCUAUAUCCCAUUAUCGCAUGGCCGACCUUCGACAGGCGAUGGCCAUGCUUACGCAGGAUCAUACAAUUUUUCCUAUAUCACUUGGAGAGAACAUUGGUCUCGGCUGUGUCGAGCAUGUAUCCGACGACACCAAGAUUUUAAAGGCGGCCGAGUUAGGUGGAGCCACACCAUGUCUGGAGAAGCUGGAAAGAGGGAAGGACACAGUCUUGACGCUGUUGCAAAGCCACCAUGCGUCCCACGUUCCCCCCGAAGCCGAUCACCCGUUGAGAAUUGAGCUAGAUAAGCUCGAUAAAAGUAUAGAGCUCUCUGGUGGUGAGCGGCAGCGAAUCGUCGCAUCCCGCACAUUCAUGCGCUUUGAAUCCGAAGCAUUGAAGUUCGUUGCAGUGGACGAGCCUAGUUCUGCAAUGGAUCCUGAGGCUGAAGCCGCCUUAUUCGAAAAUCUGCAAAACCAUCGGAGUGGCAAGACCAUGGUCUUUGUUACGCAUCGGUUCGGGCAUCUAACGAAGCAUGCUGAUCUUAUUGUGUGUAUGAAAGAUGGGUCUGUUGCUGAGGCUGGUACCCAUGGAGAGUUGAUAGCAAAAAACGGAGAGUAUGCGAAGCUGUAUAACAUCCAGGCUAGUGCCUUUGCCAAUGCUUCUUCUGUGGCUUCUUAA